Oldenlandia corymbosa var. corymbosa is the source of this 2805-nucleotide messenger RNA. NCBI's taxonomy places the organism in Eukaryota, Viridiplantae, Streptophyta, Magnoliopsida, Gentianales, Rubiaceae. The record is from the annotation of a GenBank genome assembly.
UCACUCAAGUAUCAAGUUGUUUGGGAAAUCAAAUAAACUAUUAUCUAAAAGUACUCUACAAACCGAUGAAGUCAUCCAUCUCAAAUUUCUUAAGGGAAGGUUCUAGUGAAGUGCGAUGGCCUAUAUAUAAAACUUGAAAAUGAUAUUUCUUCCCACAUGUUUAUUGAAUUAAAGUCAACAAAUGGAAGGUAAGAUGACACUACUUUAAAAAGUUUAAAUUGGCCAUGAAACUAAGGAAACAUUUGUGGUAAUUCUUUUCUUCUCUUCCUAAGAUGACAAACCAAUCCAUUAUUCAUUCCUUUCAAUGUUUUAUAUUUCUUACCUUCAUUUUUCCUUUCAACUCAUUAGCUUCUUCAUCAAUUCGUCCUCAUUACUUGCAAGAAGGUGCCACUUUAUCCGUGGAAGAUCAUGAUUCCAGAUUCAUCACAUCCCCAGAUCAGACAUUUACUUUCGGGUUUUACGAAAUUGGAACCAACGCUUAUUCAUUAGCCAUCUGGUUCACAAAUUCAAAGCACAAAACAGUUGUUUGGAUGGCAAACAGAGAGAAGCCCGUGAAUGGUGUCGGGUCAACGCUUUCCUUGAGGAAGAAUGGAGCAAUGGUCUUACUAGAUGUCGAUGGAAUGGUUUCAUGGCAGACAAACACAACUUCUAGUGACAUUGAUCGAGCUGAGCUUCUUAAUUCAGGCAACCUGGUAAUCAAAAACCUCAAAGGUGAUAUAAAAUGGCAGAGCUUUGAUUAUCCUACAGAUACUCUGUUACCUACUCAAAUCUUUACCAAGAACAAGAGGUUAGUGUCUGCUUUAAGGAAAGGAGGCUACGAAUCCGGUUACUUCUACAUGAAUUUCGACAGCGACAAUGUUUUGAGGUUGGUUUAUGAUGGCCCUGAGAUUUCCAGCAUAUAUUGGCCUAACCCUGAUAUUGGUAUGUACCAGAACGGAAGAACAAACUACAACAGCAGCAGAGUUUCUGUUCUUGAUGAUAAUGGUAUGUUCUUGUCAAGUGACGGGCUGAAUUUCAAAACUAUCGAUAUGGGUUUCGGGAUCAAAAGAAGGAUGACAUUAGAUCAUGAUGGGAAUUUAAGAGUCCACAGCUUGAACAACUCGACCGGCUUGUGGUAUGUUUCAUGGCAAGCUGUAUCAAGGGCGUGUGAAGUCCGGGGAUUGUGUGGAAGAAACGGUAUUUGCAUUUAUUCCCCGGAGCCUAAAUGUUCAUGUCCUCCUGGAUUUGUGGUUACUGAUCCUAGUGAUUGGAACAAGGGUUGCAAGCCCACAUUCAAUCUUAGCAACUCUAUCAAUCAGCCAUUUAAAUUCGUGAUGAUUUCUAUGGUUGAUUACUAUGGUUUUGAUAUCAAUUCGACAAAUUCCGUUUCAUUAGAAGUUUGCCAAAAAAUUUGCCUAGAGGAUCCAAAUUGCCAAGCAGUUAACUACAGGUUGACAGGGACUGGGGUUUGUUACACGAAAAGGGCGCUUUUCAAUGGCUACCGGGCUGAAGAUUCAACUAUAUUCCUCAAAGUCCCUCGAAAUCUGUCAAUCUCAGAGCCGGUAAAACUCCACGGCUCUAGUGCAAGAUGUGAAUCUAAUACAAGAGAAACAGUGGAAGGUUACUCGUCUAUGUACAUUACAGGCUCAGGGACUAGAAAGGUGAUGUGGAUCUACCUCUACUCAUUUUGUUUCUCUCUUUUGGGUAUUGAAUUCGUGUUUGUUCUUCUGGGUUGGUUUUUCUUGUUUCGGAAAAGCGAUUUAUCAGCUACAGUUGAGGCAGGGUAUCAGAUGAUUGCCAGUCAAUUUAGUAGAUUUAGCUAUAAUGGACUCAAGAAGGCAACCAAUAAUUUCAAGGAAGAGCUUGGGAGAGGAGGGUCGGGUAUUGUUUACAAGGGUACAUUGGCAAAUGGAAGGAUGGUUGGGGUGAAGAGAUUAGGUGAUGUUCUUCAGGGUGAUGAAAAUUUGUGGGCAGAGAUGAGCGUUAUAGGGAAAAUCAAUCACAUGAAUCUUGUCAGAACAUGGGGAUAUUGUUCUGAAAAGAGGCACAAGCUCUUGGUUUAUGAAUAUGUAGAGAACUCUUCCCUGGACAAACAUUUGUUCAGCACAAAAGAAUUUCUGGGAUGGAAACAAAGGUUUGCAGUGGCUUUAGGAACAGCAAAAGGUCUGGCCUACCUUCAUGACGAGUGUCUCGAAUGGGUCAUCCACUGCGACAUAAAGCCGGAGAACAUACUUCUGGAUGGCGAUCUUCACCCCAAGAUUGCUGAUUUUGGUCUUGCUAAGCUCUACCAGAGAGAGGAAAGAGGACCCAGCUCAGAGUUGUCAAGAAUUCGAGGAACGAAAGGCUACAUGGCACCAGAAUGGGCUCUGAACCAACCCAUUACAGCAAAAGUUGAUGUGUAUAGCUACGGAAUUGUGAUCCUGGAAAUGGUCAGCGGAAUUAGGCUUUCAAGCUGGACUAUUGAUGAUGGUAAUAAUCAACCAGAAACGGAGCUGACAAAAUUAAUGCGGAUAAUUGAGGAAAAAGAAGAAGAGUCCUGGAUAGAAACAGUAUUGGAUCCAAGAUUGAAAAGAAAUGUUAGCAAAAAACAAGUUAUCACCUUGAUCAAGGUUGGCUGUUCUUGUGCGCAGGAGGACAGAAACAAGCGGCCUAGAAUGGCUUCUGUGGUAGAGACUUUACUUCAAUCUGUAUCGAGCAAUGACGAGGACCCCAUACUGUAACGGUAUAUUUUCCUCUUCGAUCUCUCAAUUAUAGUAAAAUUUAUGCAUUGCAUGUAUUGGUGACCAACAAGGUUGAUCCUCUGUAACAAAAUAGAUUAGUACCGAC